Carica papaya (papaya) is the source of this 392-nucleotide messenger RNA. RefSeq names its product Stress responsive A/B Barrel Domain-containing protein. NCBI's taxonomy places the organism in Eukaryota, Viridiplantae, Streptophyta, Magnoliopsida, Brassicales, Caricaceae. The record is from RefSeq and is a predicted model, not a curated record.
GAGUCAUCAUCAAUUUCAAGUGUGUGGUGAAGAAGAAAAUGGCAGGAACAGGAGGAGGAGGAGGAGGUGGGUUCAAGCAUUUAGUGGUUAUUAAGUUCAAAGAUGGUGUGAAUGAAGAAGAGAUUUUGAAAGGCCUUCAGAAAUUGGUUUCAGAGAUUGAUUAUGUCAAAUCCUUUGAAUGGGGGAAGGACACUGAUAGCCAUGAUGCACUUAGGCAGGGACACACCCAUGCUUUCUUGACCAGUUUUGACAGCAAAGAAGACUACAAUUCAUUUGUCAGUCACCCCAUCCAUGUUGAAUUCUCUGCUACUUUUUCAAACGCCAUUGAAAAGAUUGAUGCUCGGUCAACAGCCCCAACGAACCAAAACGCGUCGUGUGACAACGGACGCUGA